AUGAAGACUAUCACAAAAUUUGGUCCUUGCUAUAAAGGUCUAGUCAAGGAGUUUGUGGUGACCAUUCCUGAUGGGUGUGAUGAUGUAAAGAGUGAAGACUAUAGGAAGGUGUAUGUUAGAGGAAAUGUAGUGACAUUUUCUCCUGCUGUAAUCAACAAGUUUCUGGGAAGGACUAAAGAACCUCAGGUUGAACUAGAGGUUACAGAUGACCCAGUGUGCAAGGAGAUAACUGCCAAGCAGGUGAAACACUGGCCAAACAGAGGAAAGUUGUCAUUCGGGAAGCUAAGUGUCAAGUAUGCAAUCCUUCAUAGGAUUAGGAUUGUCAACUGGGUGCCUACAAAUCAUACUUCAACCAUCUCUACUAGGCUUGAGAAGUUUAUAUAUGCUAUUAGAACAAGAAGAGCAUUUGAUUUUGGGAAGUACAUUUUUGAACAAGUUCUGAAGCAGGCCUUCUCAACUGCUGUGAAGAUGCCUAUCUUCUUUCCAUCACUCAUCUAUGGGGUAAUCGUAAACCAACAUCCUAGAAUCUUCAUGCCUAUUGAUAGUUUAAAGAAAAGGGAAUAUCAUUUAUCCCUCCAUUACAAAUUGUUUGCUGCAACACAUGUUCCAGAUAUUAUCAUGACAUCUUCUCAGGUACCUGGCCCUACCACUUCCAAGGAGAGCGUUAUUACUCAACUGAAGGAGACAUGCAAAGAAUUGUAUGAUUCCAUCCGGUCUAACACUGCUACAAAGAUAAAGCUUGAAAAAUUGAUCAAGAAUUUGAUGGAUGAAGAGGAAAAGGAAGCUGAACAUAUUGGUGAUGAAAAUGUUGGAGUUGAUAUAGAGGACUUUGCUGGUGGCAAUGAUGCUAAGAAUGAUGAAGAUAAAGAAGCUGAAUGA
Molecule: messenger RNA, 879 nt
Organism: Lathyrus oleraceus (garden pea)
Lineage: Eukaryota; Viridiplantae; Streptophyta; Magnoliopsida; Fabales; Fabaceae
Exons: 1
Coding region: 1-879 (292 amino acids)
Source: RefSeq, a predicted model, not a curated record